Molecule: messenger RNA, 2971 nt
Organism: Rhagoletis zephyria (snowberry fruit fly)
Lineage: Eukaryota; Metazoa; Arthropoda; Insecta; Diptera; Tephritidae
Product: lamin-B receptor-like
Biological process (GO): sterol biosynthetic process
Cellular component (GO): nuclear inner membrane
Molecular function (GO): oxidoreductase activity, acting on the CH-CH group of donors, NAD or NADP as acceptor
Source: RefSeq, a predicted model, not a curated record
UAUAAAACUGUGAAAAUUUGUAAUAUAAAAGUAUUCAAAACUGUAAUUAAAACGAAGUAACAGAAAUGAGAAUACAUAUUUUUUUAUUUCUUACUUAAGGGGAUUUAAAUGGGGAUUUAGAAGAAAAAUGGGGAUUUUUUGGGGAUAACUGCGGCUCGAUAUGGGAAUGCGCUAUACACAAAUUCUGGCAACACUCUGCUAUUUCCUCUCCCUAUCGGCGUCUAUACAUUUCAUUUCUCAUAAAAGUCGGAGCGGCAUCACUCGUGUUCAAAAAUUCCUUUGUAAAAAUUGGGCUAAAUUAUUGGAAAUCUAGUUUAUUGAAAAAGUAUUAAUGUACAGAGGCUAAAAUUAUAAAAAACAAAUAAAUUACGUUAUUUGAGCUAAAAGAAGAUUAUACAUAUCAACGACAAAUACAUAUAAACAAACAAAGCAAGUGCAAUGGAGGGUCGUCGCACUAGCGGACGUCGAAAACGUAAUGAAGAGCCGGGAGCAGCCUCUACCGAAAAGGUUAGUACUACAAGUACGCAUAUCAAUGUUUCCAACAAGAGAAGUUCGUCAAAAACAAAUGUUUCUCCUCCGAGGCGAACCUCACCUGGGCGCACACGCCGCUCAUCGCGGCCACGUGCGUCAAAUUUAGCAUCAGCCCCGUCUACGACAACAAUUUUGAUUAGGUCGUCUCCCGUAUCCCAUCCCUCUCCCAUCAAAGAGGUAAAAGAGACACCUUCGCCAAAAACGACCGCAUCCAAAACCCGAAUACCCACUGCUGUUGGUUCUAAUGUCAAUUCAGCCGGUAGAAGUUCGCCGCGUUUCACAACAAAGUCGACGUCUUCAUUGCACAGCACUUUUAGCAGCAGUAGCACCCAAAAGACCUUUGAGAUACGUUCGAAUACCUCAGCAUUGGACGCUGAGUUCAAAAAGUUGUCAGAUUAUAUAAGGCGAUCUGUUUCAAAAACGAUCGGAGGUGUUAGACGCGAAGGCACACACACUCCGACUACAAACACUGAAGUGGAAAGUCGUUAUAGUCGCUCUAUAUCGCGGUCUAUCUUUGAUGAUGGCGCCUCGUCCAAGGCAGAAUUUUCUGAUAACGAACCAAAUGAUCCCGCGGACGAAGAUGACGAAGAGGAAGGUACAGAACACUAUAAAAGCUUCAAUAUAAGCACCCAGCACUCAUACUCGACUUCAGCACUGGGACAAAAUUGUCGCCAACUGGAGAUACCAAAAGAAUUUGGGGGCUGGGCGGGUACGACAUUACUAAUGCUAUUGGUUCCCUGUAUUGUUUAUUAUUUGCAAUCGAGUUGUCAGAAAAACGUGUGCGAGUUGAGAUGGCCCAAUUUCGAACUUGAUUCGCCAGGAAAAAGCACUCUCUGGAAAUCGAUAUUCAACAAUGAAGCAGUUGCUGCAUAUAUCUUUUUUCAGCUAGGAGUAUUUGUGCUCUCCGCAUUGUUAUUUGGUCGAUAUGUUCGACUACCGACUGAUCGAAUUAGCGGUAUUGGUGGUAUACAAUAUGGCGCUGAAUAUAAAUUUAAUGUUUUGCCUAUUGCAAUCGUAAUUACGUUGGGAGCUGGUUGUGCAGAGUAUCUGAAUUAUCCAUUGGCUACCUUCGUACUAGAACAUCAACUACGAUUUUGUAUAUAUGGAUUUAUUAAUGCAUUCAUUUUAUCAUUAUGGGCUUACUUACGAUCAGACAUGUUAAAAAGCAAAUCGACCCAAGCACAGCUUAAUAUUUACGGUAAAACUGGCAACUUUCUAGUUGAUUAUGCACAAGGCAGGCAAUUAAAUCCCAAAUGGUUAAAUUUGGUUGAGUUUAAACUGGUAUUUUAUCGUGUCGCAUUACUAUCAACUCUGCUUUACGCCGAAUGUUAUUUGUACAAACAAUUGUCGCUGACUUGGAUACCGGUAAAUGAAGGUGGAAUUUGGAACACUCUGUUAUAUUAUUAUGACAAUGUGCGGUAUGAUAGUGCAGCGUUGCUUACUUCGGGCAUGCUUGUAGUCUAUAUAAUGGAUGCUAUUAUUUUUGAGCACCAUUUGGCUUCGUCAUUUGAAAUGCAAGGAGAGGGAUUCGGAGCUUUGUUGCUAUUGCGCUAUGCAGCUACACCUUACUUACUGACCGCGGUAGCACGUUACUUCUACGAGCAAAAACAUAGCAGUUAUCGACAAUCGACUACACCACUAGUUUGCUGUUUUGCUGGUUAUGUAUCUGUGGCAGUUCUGAUUACUGGUUUGUUACUUAAACGUAUAAGUAGCGCUAUCAAAUACAAAUACCGCGUAAAUCCCUCAAAUGCAUACUUUGUCGGCGUCGAGACCAUACACACUUUCCAGGGACGUCGCCUAUUGCUCGGCUCGUUAUGGGGCCGAAUACAUCAACCUAAUUACGCCGGAGAUUUACUUGCGCUGUGCGCUCUUGCUUUGCCGCUGUUUCUUCGCUUCGCUUGGCCACCGCUGAUUUGUAUACUUCUCUUAUGGACCGUAUUGCUACAUCGCACACAACGUGUGCAAGUGCGUAACAUGUCACGCUAUCAUUCAUCAUGGGUGCGCUACUGUAACAAAGUGCGAUAUUAUAUCUUGCCAAAAGUCUAUUGAACAGCAUACAUACACAUCCAUAUGUAGAAGUGCAAUGAGAUUGCAAAUAGGCCAGCAGGUUUUUAUUUUACAAAUCUAUAGUGCAUAGAAAUUAUAUGAGUACAAAAUUAAGGAAUCUAAAUUAUUUUAAAUUGGUUCAUUCGUCGACCUUAUCACGUGUGGAAGUAAUUAUAAUACUACAUAGUAAACAAAACAACAUUACAUUAUUCUGGAAAAAAUCAAGAAUAAUGUCUAGUUCUUAAAUUGAUUUUAUCUUCUAUUUGACUAAAUUUAUCGUAUGUAUAUAUUAAAAAAAAUAGUAGUAUAAUCGUGAAAGGGGCAAUUUUAUAUGAAACAGUUCAUAUUUUUAUAUGCUUGACAUUAGGAGACAUGUUUACACAAUUAAGUGUUU